AUGAUACCAACUCUUGACAUGGCUAAGCUCUUUGCGACCAAAGGAGCUAAAUCCACAAUCCUCACUACACCUCUCAACUCCAUUCUCUUCGAAAAACCCAUCAAAUCAUUCAACCACAACAACCCGAAACUCGAAAAUAUCACCAUCAAGAUCCUAAAUUUCCCUUGCACAGAGCUCGGUUUACCCCAAGGUUGCGAGAAUACCGAUUUCAUCUUCUCUUGCCCUGACCUAAGUAAAGAUGACUUGACUGACAAGCUUAUACUCGCAAUGAAUUGUUUCGAAGAGCAACUAAAACAGCUCAUCAAGACAAAGAAACCAGACUGUCUAGUCGCCAAUAUGUUCGUCCCUUGGGCAACUAAAGUCGCUGAGAAGUUUAACGUACCAAGACUUGUGUUCCACGGCACAGGCUACUUCUCUUUAUGUGCUUCUCAUUGCCUAAGGCUCCAUAAGCCUUACAAGAAGGUAGCUUCGAGUUGCGAGCCCUUUGUGAUUCCUGAUCUCCCAGGAGACAUUGUGAUUACAGAGGAACAAGUCGUAGAGAAAGAAGAAGAGUCUCUUAUGGGGAAGUUUAUAAAGGAAUUUAGAGAUUCAGAGAGAAAUAGCUUUGGUGUGUUGGUGAAUAGCUUCUACGAGCUUGAACCGGCUUAUUCAGAUUUUUUCAAGAGUUCUGUGGCGAGAAGAGCUUGGAAUAUCGGUCCGCUUUCUUUAGGGAACAGAGAGUUCAAGGAAAAAGCAGGAAGGGGCAAAAAGGCGAGCAUUGAUGAGCAUGAAUGUUUGAAAUGGCUUGAUUCCAAGAGAUGUGAUUCAGUGAUUUACGUGUCCUUUGGAACCCUGACAAGCUUCAACAACGAGCAGCUUAUAGAGAUUGCAUCUGUUUUAGAAAUGUCAGGAUAUGAUUUUGUCUGGGUGGUUAAGAAAAAUGGCAGCCAAGGAGAGAAGGAAGAGUGGGUACCAGAGGAGUUUGAAGAAAGGACGAAAGGGAAAGGAUUGAUAAUCCGCGGGUGGGCGCCCCAAGUGUUGAUACUAGACCACCAAGCAAUUGGUGGAUUUUUGACGCAUUGUGGAUGA
This is a messenger RNA of Arabis nemorensis, 1068 nucleotides long. NCBI's taxonomy places the organism in Eukaryota, Viridiplantae, Streptophyta, Magnoliopsida, Brassicales, Brassicaceae. The record is from the annotation of a GenBank genome assembly.